Cucurbitaria berberidis CBS 394.84 is the source of this 835-nucleotide messenger RNA. RefSeq lists its product as uncharacterized. NCBI's taxonomy places the organism in Eukaryota, Fungi, Ascomycota, Dothideomycetes, Pleosporales, Cucurbitariaceae. The transcript has 3 exons. The coding region runs from base 59 to 835 and encodes 258 amino acids. The record is from RefSeq and is a predicted model, not a curated record.
GAAUAGCUAGCGACCUUCAAACCACGCACACAAUUCUUCUCGAGAAACUCCCCGAACAAUGACGCAUGAGCCUGAUAUCGAAAGCAGAGAGUCAGCCAGCGAACGGACACCAAUGUUAGGAGGCUCUUCACACCAGGGACCUGCGCAUGAGGACGAGAAGAAGUUGAGUUUGUUACAGUUCCUCCAGUUUUUCGGUGGUGGCAUCUACGCACCUGAUCCAUCGACUUACGAUCCUAUUGAGAUCCUUCUGAACACAGAGGAUGCAGGGCAGAGGGAUGAUUUGACUGUGAGAUGGAGAGACCACAAGUUGAGUGAGCUUAACUUUAUCGGUAUUGUGGCUGCGCUCUUAGCAGGAGUGCUCACUUCCACGGGAAGUUGGCCCAACAUUUUACCCAAUGGAAAAGAGUCUCCAUGGCCUGUACGAACAUCAUGGUUUUGCGGUAUCAUUCUAUCGCUUUUCAGCAUCCUAUCUGCAGCCGAUCAAACAGUCCGCCUCCAUCGUCUUUCAUCUCACCGGGAUGGGCUAGAAAACAUCCGCAAUCUACUCGCGAAAACUAAUGGCGAGCGGAAACACUCAGCAAAGACCGGGCGCCGUACACCAAGCUUGCUUCAGAUCAUGGCCUGGCAGAUGCCGGUUAUGUUCUUGACCUCAGCGACGCUCUGUAUGAUUGUAGGCAUGUUUCUGCAUGUUUGGUCGGCCACAACGCACUUGCGUAGACCGGAAUUGUGGGACGACAAUACCAGGGUUGCAGUUACUUACACAGUAGUUGCUUCUAUCGCCAUCAUCCUGUUCUUCGUAGGCCAAGUUACCCUCUAUUCGCCCAUCAGACGUUGA